Messenger RNA from Rotaria socialis, 3594 nucleotides. The record is from the annotation of a GenBank genome assembly. NCBI's taxonomy places the organism in Eukaryota, Metazoa, Rotifera, Eurotatoria, Philodinida, Philodinidae.
AUGAAGAAUGAUUCAUCAGAAAAAUUCUAUGCUUGGUUCGAUGUUUCAAAUAAUCUCGAUGAUGAACGUAGUUGGAUACGAAAAUAUAUUGAAUUUGAUCGAACAAAACGUACAUUGACAUUGUAUUCUAAUGAUUGUAUACAAUCAUCAAAACCAGCACCAAUCGUUGAUUUAAAUAGUGAAAUGAUAUCGUUAUCAUCAUCAGCAACAUCUUCUUCAUCAUCAUCAUCACUUUGUACGUCAUCAAUACUAACAAAUAAUAAUAGUGGACGUUCAUCAGUUAGUGUUCGUCGACCCAGUUAUAUGUUACAAUCAUUAUCAGAAUAUAUGUCACCAUCAUUAUCAAAAGCAUUUUUUUCUUCGUCAACAGCUAAUGAUGAUAAAACAGCAACAUUAACUCCAUUGAAUAAUAAUCCAAUACAAUCAAAUUCUAUUCGUCUUGCAUCAUUCACGGACUCAUUGUCCGAUCGUCUAUCUUCAAUAACAACAACGACAACUCGGCAAUCAAAAACAAAAUUUUCUUAUUUUUUUGGUCGUUCAUCAGCAAAUAAUAAAUCAAGUCACAAUCAACAACCAUUACCAUCACCAAAUAUAAAUAUUGAUUCAUUAAAACGUACAAAAAGUGUUACAAAACUGGAACGACAAAAACGUCUUCAACAGCCUUUAUUAAACCCAAAUAAUCAGCAAAUAUCUCCAUCUCUUCAUAGCAUUCCAGCAAAUCGAUCUCGUUCACAUGAAUCUCUAUUUGUAUUAAACGGUACUGCUGGUAAUGGUCCAUUAGGAUCAAUAUCAACAACAAUUCCGAGUCAAUUAAUAUUAGAUCAUUGUCACAUACGUCGGUUACAUCCAAGUAUUUUACAAGCAGCGUCUGAUAUAAAUGAUGAACAUUUUUCUCCUUAUCAAUGUGUUCAAAUACGAAAUAAAAAUGAGAAAAAAAACUACUAUCUACGUUCAAAACAAUAUUCAACUGAUAGUUCAUUAUUAAUAAAUAAUUUAAGACAAACAUCGUUAGAGACAAUAACCAAUUUAUGUGGUUUGAGAACAGAUAAUUCUUUGGAUAUAUGGAUUUUAGAAGCAAAAGGUUUACCUGUCAAGAAAAAAUAUUAUGUAAAAAUUUUUCUUGAUGAUGGCAUUUAUGGAAAAACAACGAGUAAAGAACGACGUGAAAUACUUUUUUGGGGUGAAAAUUUUACAUUCAAAGAUAUACCCGAAGGUUGUUCAACACUACGUUGUAAAAUAUAUCGAGAAACGGAACGUCGUAAACAAAAACAAGUAAAUGGAAAUGACAUCGAUUUAAUUGGUUACGUUGAUAUUCCAUUAUCAACAAUAACCGGAAAUCAAUUUAUCGAGCAAUGGUAUCCAUUACAAAUACCUUCUGGUUUAACUAUUACAGGAAAGGAAAAAUCACAAAGAUUACAAGAUGGAUCGUUCAAUAUUAGAAUCAAAGCUAAAUAUCAAGCUAUACAGAUUUUACCAAUUGAAUCAUAUUUACAUUUGCAAGAAUAUAUCCGACGUGAUUAUCUACGACUUAUUAGAAUUCUCGAACCACAUAUUAGUUUACGAGAUAAAGAUGAAAUUGCGACGUCAUUGACCCGUAUUGCUCAAUCUCUUUCAUUUUCUACAUCAUUUCUUGUUGAUAUUGUUCAAGCAGAAAUCUUAUCAACACCUGAUAAUUCUCUAAUGUUUCGUGGUAAUUCCAUUGCAACAAAAUCCAUGGAAGCAUAUAUGAAAUUAAUUGGCGAAACAUAUUUACGUGAAACAUUAACACGAUUUGUAACAGAUAUUGUUUCAUCGAAAAAUUCCAAUGACAUGGAUUUAGAAGUUGAUCCAGGUCGUGUAUCCAAUCUUCAAAAUUUGGAACGAAAUCAAAUAACAUUAAGAUUAUUAUGCGAAAAAAUUUGGUUAGAAAUUCAACAGUCACAUUCAUUAUUUCCUCAGGAAUUGAAGCGUAUCUUUUGGAAACUUCGACAAUUAUCAUCAUCCGAUGAAACUAUGUUUAAUUUAAUAAGUGGUUCGGUGUUUCUUCGUUUCCUUUGUCCAGCAAUUUUAUCACCAAAUUUAUUUGGUCUGACCCAAGAAUAUCCAAAUGAAAAAUCAUCUAGAAAAUUAACAUUAAUUGCUAAAACAUUACAAACUUUAGCGAACUUUUCUAAAUUCGGUCCCAAAGAAUCUUACAUGAAAUUUAUGAAUGAUUUUGUUGGGAAAGAAUCGGAAAAUAUGAGAAGGUUUCUAGCACAGAUCUCGACAAUCGAUCAUGAUUAUGAUGAACCACGAUAUUCACAUAGAAAUAAUCUUCACGAUGACAAAUGUGAUAUUGAUUUAGGUCGAGAAUAUUCAAUUCUUCAUUCGACGCUUGCUGAUUUAUUUGAACAAAUUGAUUUUAAUACUCGUCGAACGUUAAAUGAAUUAGAAUAUGUUUUAACUGAAUUAACAAAUAUAAAAUUAUUCUAUGCGACAACACAAAAUGGAACACAAAUUCAUUUACAUCAUCAUCAUCAUCAUAUUUAUCAUCAUUUAUCAACGCCAUCCGAGCAUUAUUACAAUCGUUUAGAUAAACAACCAAACGAUAAUCGCCUAUCGCCCUAUGGUAGCCAAAUAUCCUUAUCAUUAACAGGUACAGGUACAACAAAUGAUUCAUCACAAGGCUAUCAUUCAAUAUCAGAAUCACCAACAAUCACAACUGUCGAAAAUCUCAAUAAAGAAAAUAUUCGUACGCCAUUGUCUUUCAAAAAUCCCAUUUUUAAUAAUCAAAAAAUUCAAAUUGAUGACAAUAAUCACAGUGAUUUAUCUGAUGACGAUAAUCAAAUUAAUUUAAAUCAAACUCUACCAGAUUCAUCAAAAGCACUUUAUUUUAUUAAUAGUCUUUGCAUUGAAUCUCUAAAAAAUUCAUCGUCUUCUUCUACUUCUCAGCAAUCACUUGUUCAUUCAGCUAGUCGACAAUCAUUACAACAGCCGUUAUUUGUUUUAAAUAAUAGUUAUAUGACAAGAAGUACGCAAAGUUUAGCAUCAUCAGCAAAUAUGAAUACACCUAUUAAAACAAAUAAUUCAACAUCAACAACCUAUUAUUGUGUAAAAGCACAAGAUCAAUUUAAUGGAGCAAAUAAAAGGCAAUCAAUUGUAUCGUCUCAACAAUUAUUACCGCCAAAAAUGGGUGUCAAAGCACUUAAUCAUACUUCAACAUCAAAUAAAGAUAUUGUUAUUGGUCAACGUUCGCCACUGUUAAAUUUAUAUCAAGAAGAAAAAUGUCGUCGAAUAGAGUCUGAAAAACAAGCUGAAAGACUUCACAAUGAAUUACAUCGAUCAAAUGAACAAAUUGAAGAAUAUCGACAUUUGAUUGGUUUGUUAAAUGAGAAAAGUUUCACAACUAAUAUUGAUAAUAUUAAUUUAAUUGAUUAUUCUGAUGACGGCGACGACGACGACGAGGACAAUAGCGAUGACAAUGAUGUUCAACCGAUUGAAAAAAAUUUUUGUCUCGAUGAUAAUACAGAAAAUAAAUUUAUUUUUUUGUAUAGUAAACCCCCAUUGCCACCGGAUGAUGAAGAUGAUGAUGAUGAUUUAUCAAUACUUUCACAUCUUGAAAAUGCGAUUGAAUGA